AUGGCAGUAAAGCUAAUCUUCGAAGUCUUCUUAUCAGUCUUGCUUUCUCUGAAAACAGUGAUAGUGGUAGCAAUUGAUUAUGAAGAUAACGAUUUGGCGAAAGUAUGUCGGCCACUGGAUCGCCAACUGGACUUGCUCUUUAUACUGGAUGGCUCCGGGAGCGUAAGUGGAAGUACAUUUGCGACGCAAAUGGCCAUGCUCAAUAAGAUUGUUGAUAUGAUUGAAAUUGGACCAAAGAAUACACAAAUUGCUGUUAUGCAAUAUUCAUCGUACACACGCGUUGAAUUCGGCUUCACUGCUAAU
Molecule: messenger RNA, 303 nt
Organism: Gongylonema pulchrum
Lineage: Eukaryota; Metazoa; Nematoda; Chromadorea; Rhabditida; Gongylonematidae
Source: the annotation of a GenBank genome assembly